GUCCUAGAGGGGUUUCAGCCUGUCUCACCACGCUCGCUACAGCAGAUUAAACAAACGCGCGUGAUAACGUUUUGGAGAAGUUAAAAAAAAAAAAAGAAAGAAAAGAAAAUCAAUGAUUUAUGCACCACACCGUGUAGCCAACAUCGCCGAAUGGGAUUAUGGCGCAUCUAACGGACUGAUAGCAGAUACUCCUGGUGAUUCAAACUGUGGAGCUGGACCUCAUCCUGAAAAAGAACUUCUCCCUGACUUCUCACAAGGAUUAGCGUGGGACACAGAUGCAUUCUUUAGAACAGAGAAACGGGCAACUUCAGUAUACUGGAUCCCUCCCACAACCAGCUUCUCAUUCCUCCCAUAAUGCAUCAAGUUCUUGGUCUGAAAACACCAUGCAUCAGUACAUUAAUGCAAACUCAGGGGUCCAACAAUCACAGAGCGCAAAUAUUUCCUUUCUCAAUGGAGUUUCUGCUAACGGACAAAUGCCGAAUCAGCAGUGCACUGAAGGCCUUCAUCUGGAAACUAACCUUUGGAAUAAUAAUUUGAAGGGUUGUAACAGAAUGCUUUCUGGUAAUCCGACAAACACUUCUAACUCUUUUCCAUCACCAACGAGUGGACCUCAGAUUCAAACUCUGCAAUAUUCUAAUUCAAAUUAUGCUAAUCAGAGUUUAGCAAGUUAUUCCAGCCCAACUACUACAUUCCACCACUGGAAUCAAACAGCUGCAGUGAAUGAGGCGUCCACAUCAAGGAUUCAGGAUGCAUCUCAUCUCCAGCAAAACCAGUCUUCCCAUAGUUACCAUCAACCAUCAAACGGAUAUGUUACCCCAUAUGCAACAUCAGCUCCUUCACUUCCCUACCAACAGAUGGUCAAGCCAGGCUCAUUGACGUCUGCAGCCUCUGAAAAUGUCCAAACAUAUCAAGUGGCUCAUUACAACUCUGCACUACAAUCCUCAUCGAUUACACUGGUUCAGAACUUUCCCAACACAAGUGAGAAUUCUCAACAAGCAAGAACUCAACCAAACUCAUCCUUUUACAACCUUGAAGGUCCCACCAACUCCAGAAAUACAAAUGUAAACAAUCAGUAUACUCAGAACCCUUCUCCAAAAAAAUCCAUCAAACAUCCCAUAGAUUAUAAGGCACAACAGCAGCUUCCACCUUCUUAUGAAAGCCAUUGUUUCAGUAAUACAUCCAGACAAUCCAAUCAAACUAUGCAACCUGUGACCUCGGCUGGCUCUCGAAGUUGUAACUUGAGUGCUACCCAACCUCUAUCACUCCAUUCUGUGCAAACUUUACCUCAAGGUGCAAUGCCAAGAGGGCCGCUCACUGUAAAUCCUCUUCAGCAAAAUGCUUUACCGGUGGGUUUCACCAUGAACACAGCAGCAGGGGUGAAAGAGCGAGAGAAGCCAGUCGAUGUUUCACUCCCUGGCAAUAAUAUGGUCUCGAAACGUUGUCCAGCAGGAUUCCAAAAUGAGGGUCCAUCAGAGAAAAGCUCAGUGAGGAUAAAUAAGGUUGAUGCAUUCUUGAAACAGCAUCCAUAUCUAAUUAAUAUAUUAGGAUAUUCUCCAACUGUCAGACCUGCAGAAGACUCUGCUCGGCCAAUGCCAGCUCAUUCUGUUACCAGGGCUGUUGCUGUUGUGCCACCAUUGUCACAGGAGGAUGGGCAUGCCUCCUCUUACACUCCAACUUGUAAUCCUAAAAAUAUCACAGACAUUAUACCUGAAGUGGAAAAAGAGGUUGCAUUUGUAGAGGAGUCUAAUGUGGACCAAGAAGAUCCAAAUCCAGUGACAGUCAACAACACAGCGGCCAGUGAUGGUGCUGUUGUAACAAUCUCAGUCUCUGAAAGUCCUAGCUCCUCUCAAGGUUCUGAGCAGGACGGUCUUGGACCACCUACACUGAAAUGUUCAGAUAUACUACCGAGUCAAACCCGUCCUGAGGAACAAAAUGAAGUACCUACACCUCCAUCACCACCUGUCUUAGAACUUUCUUCCAUCCCAACUGUAACCUGGACAAUGGAUUCUCUAGAUAAUUUAUUGUUAGAAACGGAAAAAGCUCAAGUCAAGCCAAGAGAAGAUCCAAAGCAUUCAGUCAUAGACCAAAUACUAAACACAUUUUGGAAUUCAGACAUUGAAACAUGCCAUAAGUGCUACAAGGAGUUGAUGGAAUCAAAGCAUAUUACUUAUGUUGCUUUUGUAUGUAAACGUAUCCCAAAACACUGUGUCAUACUAUCACAAAUUCAUCCUGCUUAUAAGGAGAACCUCAAACAAUACCACGUGCUUAAAAAUGAUGAGGUGUAUUCAGAGCAGCUGUAUAAAUCGUUGUGGUUGAAUGUCAACGAUCAGUUGGAUGACAUUGACAAAGAAUUUGGCUUCCCUUGGACUUUGAUGCAGCAUCAUUAUGUGCAUGAGACUUGCAGCCAGAUAAAUACAACUGAUAAAAAUUCUGAACUACUUGCACCUGAGGUGCAGAACAAUGUUUCAUCACAGCUAGCGUCUGAAUCGGUUGAUCUAACUGAUGAUGACGAAGAAGCCUCUCCUGUUGCAUCCCCCUCAUCAGAAGAUACGUCUGACUCAAAGUACUCAUUUAAGUUGGAUGUUUUGCCUCCAGAAGAAGCCAGAGCGAUCUAUGAAAAAGUUCAAAAUCUGGUUAAUCAAAACCUUGAUUUUGAGGAUGUGAUGAAAGUGAGGGGUUCAUUGCAACCAAAGAUAUCCAACGACUUAGAUGGUGCAGCAGAAUCAAACAUGAAGAACAAACCGGAGCAAAUUCAAGUCAUUUGCUGCUUUGCAAAGUUCAUAGAAAUGCAUUCACCAGUUGCUUCAUCAUCUCUUAGAUGCACGUGCAAAGAAAAACAGAGUUGCAAUGAAAGUGUUGUCAAACCUGAUCUAGAGAACUCUUCAGAAAACACAGACAAUGAACCUAUAACACUAAGUUCCCCAGAGCACUGCUUUAAAAUCGAUAAAAUCAUUGACCUGACUAAUGUGGAUGAAGACCUCUACUCAAAUUCUGAUCAAGCAUCAGAGAUGACUGACAACAGUUGGUUGAACAUUGUCAGCUCGAGUGAUGUAGAGAAUACAGAUUUUAUCCCUGAAGAACCUGAAAGUGUUAGUGAGAAUGUAAACCUUGCAAUUGCCAUAACCCAAUCAGAAGAUGAGACUUUAAAAGGAGAGGUCAAAUCCACAGAAGCCACUCAGUCUGCUUCUUCAGCCAGUAGUUCCACACAGAAUGAACCCAUGGAACUUCACAGCAGUGAAACUGAAGAUAUUCUACAGAUGUCCGAACAUGAAGAAAACUGUGAACAAGCAGAGGAGGCAGAGUCAUGUUUAGAAAACGAAGGACAAACUCAGAUUACCAAUCCAACAUUGUCAAGCCUUCAUGUCAGAGAAAAAACAAAUGAAGAAAGACAGAAACAACAGAGCAGUCUUGACCCAUUUUCCCCAGACCUAAGUACACCAAAGAAACCAGUCAGUAUUGCCACACAGAGUGAACAUAAAGAACUUCCCAUCAGUGAAACUGAAGAUGAUCUACAGAUGUUAGACCAUGUAGAGAACUGUGAACAAGCUUCUGAGGAGGCAGAGUCAUGUUUAGAAAACGAAGGACAAACUCAGAUUACCAGUCCAACAUCGUCAAGCCUUCAUGUCAGAAAAAAAACAAAUGAAGAAAGACAGAGCAGUCUUGACCCGUUUUUACCAGACCUAAGUACACAAAGAAAAGCAAACUUCCAACUGCCUCCUCAGUCCGUAUUGCCACACCUGAACACAAGGAACUUCCCAUGUCAGACCAAGAAGAGAACUGUAUACAAAACAGCAGAGGAGGCAGAGUCAUGUUUAGAAAACGAAAGACAAACUCAGAUUACCAAUCCAGCAUCUUUCAGCCUUCGUGAAAAAGUCAGAGAAAAAACAAAUGAAGUAGGACAGAAGAGACAGAGCAGACUUGACAAGUUUUUCCCAGGCCUAAGUACACCAAAGAAACCCAAACUUCCAACUAGUCCGCUCCUGUUGGAUGUCCCUGAACCUCAGCCUGAAGCCUCAGAAAUAAAAACCAUGAGGUUGGCAUUGUUUGGCUCAAAAACAAGAAGAAAUAGUGUUUUUUCUAGAAACAAAACUUUAAUAAGUAGUUCUACAAAACUUGAACCACCAGAGAUUCUGUCUUUUAAACUGGACUCAUCGACGAAGAAACCCACACAAUCUGGUUUCACAGGAAACUACACAGUUAAACAGUAUUUAUAUCAAAAAUGGUUGAACAGUAUGCCAACUCUGAACGGUACAGUUAAAAAUGGAUGCAAAAACAAAUUGAAAAGCCAAAACGUGUCUGGAUAUACAAAGCAUUCAAAAGUGGACUCAAUAUCUGACAGGAAACAUAAGGGCUCCCUCAGUCUGAAGAAGAGGAGGAAGAGGGGGCGAUACGGUGUCACGGUGUGUCAGCCUGCAAAUCAGGAUCUGGACAAGAAGCAGGAUAGAGAUGUUUCCAUCACGCCACUCAAGGAAAACAUCGACUUGAAGUUAAAUGGCUUACAAAAUACCUUUGACUUCAAAAAUGGGUCCAACAGGGUGAUGGAGAUCCCUGGUCCUGAGUCAGUCCCCACAUGCCAAAGACAGUGGCAAGCUGAAACACACUGGACUGGCUUAUGCGAGUAAAAUCAGCCAGAAGACAGGAGCCCAGCUGCACAAACAAGCAUCCAAGCUGAGGGUCACAGAAGGGUCACAGGGACAAGAGGACAGAACUGGGCAAAAGGUCAGGAGGCUGACCCAACCUCUGGCAGGAGCGGGAAAAGAAGGACUGGAACAGAGUGAAGACAGCCCAUCGGAUCCAGAAGUCCUCUCAGGAAUGCUGAAGGGAAACUGACGCUUUGCUACACAGAUGAUUUAUGACCUGUGCCCUCAUGUAGAAUGCUGCAUGUAGUGAUCUGUGCCCUCAUGUAGAAUGCUGCAUGUAGUGAAAAUGAUACCAAAUGUCUUGUGUUGAGCUAAAAAGUGUGUAUCUGGUAAAUGACCCCAUGACCUUACUGUCAUGAGAUAAUGAUAUAUGUGACUUUUACCUUGUCUAAGCUGGCCCAGGGAGGGUAUAAAAGAGCAGCCCUGAGCAGAGCUGGGACAGAAGUUGGGGCAUACGACAGGAAGAGACAGAGCAGAGCUGGGGGAGAAGAGGUCGGCCUCCGUCCUCUGGAUAAUCUAUAGGAUUAUAAUAAAGUAAUAUUUUCAUUUUCACAGAUUGGUCACAUCUUAUUAUUGACUAACACUUUGUUUGAUUAGCUUAUUAAAAAUAGAGUUCUUUGAUUUAUUAAAGAGAGAGAGUCCUUUUCUUCAUUCUUCUCUUGAGCUGGAAAGAAAAACAGUUUAGAGCAAAUGCAUGACCUUGAGGCAGUCUCAUG
Molecule: messenger RNA, 5356 nt
Organism: Nothobranchius furzeri (turquoise killifish)
Lineage: Eukaryota; Metazoa; Chordata; Actinopteri; Cyprinodontiformes; Nothobranchiidae
Source: RefSeq, a predicted model, not a curated record